CCCGGCUCCCCGCUCCCACCCAGGUCCUAGGCUCCCCUCCCGGUCCCGGACGCGUCUCCUCCGUUCACCACGCUGCCGGAGUGCCGGGCGCUUCUGGCCCCGACACCGUGGGCCACCCCGGCCCUUGUGCGCGCUCUCUCUCUCUCUCUCUCUCUCUCUCUCUCUCUCUCUCUCGUAGCGAAUAGCGAUCUAUCUAUCACUCGGGGUUGGGGUCGGGCGCGCAACUUUUCCUUCCUUCUUAUUGACAUCUCCCAGAGCUCUCUCGCUCGCAUCUCUCCACCAACCGGCGGCACCACCAGAUUCCUCUCUUCCUCUGCUCUAGCUUCUUCUAGCUAGCCCCCUCCUUCGCACCACGCACUAUUAUCUCAUCCGUUCUUUCCUUCAGUCUAUGUUUAUUUGCUCUGCACAUCAUCGCUCGGUGGCCCUGUCCUCGCUACCUUCCAAUUAGUCGGCAAGGCAAAGGCACCGGCAGAGAGGAAGAAGGCCAGUUCUAUAGUAUAUAUGACGAUCAGGGUAAUGAACUAGCUACCGGCUGCACAGUUUUGUGGGGGUGUGUCCGCGUGGUGUGUUGUGUGUGUCUAGCUAGCUAGGUUUUGCGUGUGGCUCGUCGAUCUGCUUGGCAGAACAGACCACGGCGAUCGUCACGUUUGGCUAGGGUACUCGGCUAGUGACCGACGUAUUCUGAUGAUGGCCGGGGCACCGCCGAUGCACAUCUGCCUGGACUCGGACUGGCUCAAGGGCAUCGUUCCCGAGGAGCCUGGGAUGGGAUCGUCGUCACCGUCAGCGGAGCUGAUCGCGUGCCCUAGGCCAAUGCACGCCACGGCUGCCGCGGCGGACCGGCGUCUGCGCCCGCAGCACGACCAGCCACUCAAGUGCCCGCGAUGCGAGUCCACGCACACCAAGUUCUGCUACUACAACAACUACAGUCUCUCCCAGCCGCGCUACUUCUGCAAGACGUGCCGCCGCUACUGGACCAAAGGCGGAUCGCUCCGCAACGUCCCGGUUGGUGGGGGAUGCCGCAAGAACAAGCGCGCCAGCGCCAAGAAACCACCCGCGCCACCGAUGCAGCCGCCGCACAUGUCGGAGACGGGCCUCCACCUGUCCUUCUCCGGCGUGCAGCAGCUGCCGCCGGCCGAUCCGCUUUGCAGCCUCGGCCUUUUGGACUGGAAGUAUGACCCGAUCCUCACAGGUUCCGGUGGCGUCGCUGGCUCGUUGGAUGGCGCCAGCUCCGAGACGCACUUCGCAGGGACGGGCAUGCUGGGCAUCCCAGGUGGCAGCGGGGGCGGCGAGUGCCACGCGCUGAGCGCGCUCCGGUACGCGGCCGGCCUGGGCGAGAACCUGCAGGUGCAGGGUCUCCCGUUUGGGGCGCGCGCUGAGCACGACGCGAUGGAGAUGAAGCCUGCGGCGACGGACAGGCUGCUCUCGCUGGACUGGUACAGCGAGACAAGCCGCGCGCCAGAGAGCGCCAUCAGCUCGUUGGGCGCGCUGGGCCUGUGGAGCGGCAUGCUCGGCGGUGCGCACCAGCACCAUGGCUCGUCGGCGGCCAUCUAAGACCCUAGCAAAACGUGCCUCCAUGCUUGCGUUGCAUUGCACCAGUUUGCUAAUGGCGUUAACAAGUAUGAGUGACUACGUAGAAAUGCUUGUUUUUUUACCUGUUUUUAUCUUCUGUUUCGUUUCGUCGUUUGUUUUUUGGACGAUCCAUGUUUGCCGCUCGUCAUUUCAGAUGAUGUCUCUGUUGUUGUACCGCUUCAAAGUUCAAACACUUGCUGUGGUUCAAAUUACAGUUUGCUGGUGAUUGAUGAGCCC
Zea mays is the source of this 1806-nucleotide messenger RNA. RefSeq names its product Dof zinc finger protein DOF2.1. The record is from RefSeq and is marked provisional. The coding region runs from base 685 to 1551 and encodes 288 amino acids. The transcript is spliced from 2 exons. NCBI's taxonomy places the organism in Eukaryota, Viridiplantae, Streptophyta, Magnoliopsida, Poales, Poaceae. Gene Ontology annotation, biological process: regulation of DNA-templated transcription. Gene Ontology annotation, molecular function: DNA-binding transcription factor activity; DNA binding.